Conger conger (European conger) is the source of this 3695-nucleotide messenger RNA. RefSeq names its product NAD(P) transhydrogenase, mitochondrial-like. The coding region runs from base 190 to 3423 and encodes 1077 amino acids. Gene Ontology annotation, molecular function: NADP binding; NAD binding. The transcript has 22 exons. Gene Ontology annotation, cellular component: mitochondrial inner membrane. Gene Ontology annotation, biological process: NADPH regeneration; proton transmembrane transport. NCBI's taxonomy places the organism in Eukaryota, Metazoa, Chordata, Actinopteri, Anguilliformes, Congridae. The record is from RefSeq and is a predicted model, not a curated record.
CACGUGGUCAUCUAUUUAUAGCGGAUAAAGCUGUGAUAUUGAAACUCUUACAGCGCCCGCCUCGGCUUGAAGGUCAUUUUGACCACAAAAUUAUGUGAAAUUACACUUGUCCGUGGGAAAUAAUUGUAAAAUAGCAGAGGAGGCGCGCGAUCAAGGUGACCUGGACUAGAGAAAGGGCUGCCUGGAGCCAUGUCUCUCCUCCUCCGCUGCGUCUCCAGCUGCUCCGUGCCCUUGCUCCAUCAAGGUGCACUGAAGACACCUGGAAGGAGGUGCUUCAGGACUUUUUCUCUCCUCUGGAACCAAGAGGCUCCCAAAGGUGUGCUCUAUAAAGACGUGGUUGUCGGCGUUCCCAAGGAGAUCUACCGGAAUGAGCGGAGGGUGGCGGUAUCACCGGCGGGAGUGCAGGCCCUGGUCCAGCAGGGCUUCAGCGUGCAGGUAGAGAGCGGGGCUGGAGAUGAGGCCAAGUUCUCUGACGAGCAAUACAAAGAGGUGGGCGCCAAGAUCGCUGACGCAAAGGCCACUUUCGGCUCGGACCUCAUUCUGAAGGUUCGCGCGCCAACAUUUAAUGAGGCCCUCGGACUGCAUGAAGCUGAGCUGCUGAAGCCCAAGUCCACUCUUGUGAGCUUCAUCUACCCAGCACAGAACCCAGAGCUGAUGGAGCAGCUCGCCAAGCAGCAGUGCACGGUUUUAGCUAUGGACCAGGUGCCCAGGGUCACCAUUGCCCAGGGAUACGAUGCUCUGAGCUCCAUGGCCAACAUAGCAGGAUACAAGGCUGUUGUGCUGGCAGCAAAUCAUUUUGGAAGGUUUUUCACUGGCCAGAUCACUGCUGCUGGGAAGGUUCCUCCAGCCAAGGUCUUGGUGAUUGGAGGAGGAGUGGCAGGUCUUGCUGCCGCAGGGGCCGCAAAGUCGAUGGGAGCCAUAGUCCGGGGGUUUGAUACCAGGCCGGCAGCUCUGGAGCAAUUCAAGUCUUUCGGGGUGGAACCUUUGGAGGUCGAUAUUAAGGAGUCCGGGGAAGGAGUGGGUGGUUAUGCAAAGGAGAUGUCCAAGGAGUUCAUCGAGGCCGAGAUGGCGCUGUUUGCCAGGCAAUGCAAGGACGUGGACAUUCUCAUCAGCACAGCUCUCAUUCCAGGCAGGAGAGCGCCCAUCCUCAUAAAGACUGAGAUGGUGGAGUCCAUGAAGGAUGGAUCUGUGGUGGUGGACCUGGCUGCUGAAGCAGGGGGCAACAUUGAGACCACCAAACCUGAAGAGCUGCAUGUUUAUAAGGGGGUGACACACAUUGGGUACACCGAUCUCCCCAGCCGGAUGGCCACCCAAGCCAGCACUCUGUACUCCAACAACGUCCUGAAGCUGCUGAAAGCCAUCAGCCCUGACAAGGACUACUUUUUCUUUGAGCCCAAAGAGGAGUUUGAUUACGGAACAAUGGAGCAUGUCAUCCGGGGAACCAUGGUCAUGCAGGAAGGAAAGAACCUUUUCCCAUCACCCCUCCCCAAGACCUCCCCACCUCCCCCUCCCGCCAAACACAAAUCUGUUGCUGAAAUUGAAGCAGCGAAACUGGCGGAAGUCUCCCCGUUCAGACAGACCAUGAAUUCUGCCAGCAUUUACACAGCAGGCCUCUCUGGGGUUAUCGGCCUUGGCAUCGCCUCCCCUAACGCGGCCUUCACCCAGAUGGUCACCACGUUUGGGCUGGCAGGGAUUGUGGGAUACCACACUGUGUGGGGAGUGACACCAGCCCUUCACUCCCCGCUCAUGUCUGUCACCAACGCCAUUUCAGGUCUGACUGCAGUGGGAGGUUUGGUGCUGAUGGGUGGGGGUCUCUCCCCGGACAGCCUCCCUCAAACCCUGGCCCUGCUGGCUGCUUUUGUGUCUUCCAUUAACAUUGCAGGUGGCUUCCUAAUCACACAAAGAAUGCUCGACAUGUUUAAGCGUCCAACAGACCCUCCAGAGCACAACUACCUGUAUGCCCUACCCGGGGCUGUCUUUGUUGGAGGGUACGGGGCAUCUCUAGCCAGUGGCUACAACAUUGAACAGAUGAUGUACCUGGGUUCUGGGAUGUGCUGCGUGGGGGCGUUGGCAGGGCUCUCCGCUCAGCGCACCUCCAGGCUGGGCAACGCCCUGGGCAUGAUUGGCGUGGCAGGGGGCAUCGCUGCAACCCUGGGCAGCCUGAAACCUUCUCCUGAGCUGCUGUCUCAGAUGUCACUGGCUAUGGCCACUGGUGGAACCUUGGGUCUGACCAUCGCCAAGCGUAUCGAGAUCACAGACCUGCCCCAGCUGGUGGCUGCCUUCCACAGCCUGGUGGGUCUGGCGGCCAUGUUGACCUGCGUGGCUGAGUUCAUGAUCGAGCACCCCCACCUGGACUCGCACCCUGCCGCUGGCGUGGUGAAGACUGUGGCCUACCUGGGCACCUACAUCGGAGGUGUCACCUUCAGUGGCUCCCUGGUGGCCUACGGCAAGCUGCAAGGCCUCCUGAACUCGGCCCCCCUGCUCCUGCCCGGCCGACACGCCAUGAACGCCGGGCUUAUGGCUGCCUCUGUGGGGUGCUUGGUGCCCUUCAUGCUGAGUGACAGCUAUGCCACCGGAAUGGGCUGUCUGAUGAGUGUCUCUGGGCUCUCCACAAUCAUGGGUGUGACUCUGACUGCGGCCAUAGGGGGUGCUGAUAUGCCUGUGGUCAUCACCGUACUCAACAGCUACUCUGGCUGGGCCCUGUGUGCUGAGGGCUUCCUGCUGGAAAACAACCUCAUGACCAUCGUCGGUGCUCUGAUUGGCUCAUCUGGUGCAAUUCUGUCUUACAUCAUGUGUGUGGCCAUGAAUCGCUCCCUGCCCAAUGUGAUUCUGGGUGGGUACGGCACAACGUCCACGGGAGGAGGGAAGCCCAUGGAGAUUGUGGGGACCCACACAGAGGUCAACGUGGAGCAGUCCAUCGAGAUGAUUAAAGAGGCGAACAGCAUCAUCAUCACACCAGGUUGGGGCCUUUGUGCAGCCAAGGCUCAGUACCCCAUUGCUGACAUGGUCAAGAUGCUACGAGAACAGGGCAAGUCUGUCAGGUUCGGGAUCCACCCGGUGGCUGGUCGCAUGCCAGGCCAGCUGAACGUGCUGCUGGCGGAGGCUGGAGUGCCCUAUGACAUGGUGCUGGAAAUGGACGAGAUCAACGAGGAUUUCCCAGAAACUGACUUGGCGUUGGUCAUUGGUGCAAAUGACACCGUCAACUCCGCAGCACAAGAGGACCCCAAUUCCAUUAUUGCUGGCAUGCCAGUUCUGGAAGUCUGGAAAUCUAAACAGGUUAUAGUGAUGAAGCGUACGCUAGGCGUGGGUUAUGCUGCUGUGGACAACCCCAUUUUUUACAAGCCAAACACAGCCAUGCUACUAGGGGAUGCCAAGAAAACAUGUGACGCCUUGCAGGGUAAAAUCAGAGACAACUACUACUAGUCUCCAUCUUUGUUUUUGUUUUUGUUUUCUGAUCAAAUUUUUAUGAACCAUGUUCCAUUAUGCAGUUCAUUCAUGUACUAAUUCAACAAGUUCCUUUAGGACAAUUCCUUACUUUUUUCCCCCCUUGUAGACUGACAAAGCUUAAAAUGAAAUGAAGAGAUUAAAAUGUGAGGUUGUGGCAAUUUCUGCUGAUUUAAUCCAUCUGAAACUUAAUUUAUUCAAGUGCAUGCACUGAUCUGAUUUGUAAAUAAUAAAGUCUAUUUACAUGAGAA